Molecule: messenger RNA, 1453 nt
Organism: Stegodyphus dumicola
Lineage: Eukaryota; Metazoa; Arthropoda; Arachnida; Araneae; Eresidae
Biological process (GO): positive regulation of DNA-templated transcription
Cellular component (GO): nucleus
Molecular function (GO): protein binding; transcription coactivator activity
Source: RefSeq, a predicted model, not a curated record
GGUUCUCUGCGGAUGAAAAUAAGGCAAUUUAAAUACUGUUUACCAAUCGCCUCUAUUACGACUCCAUUUUGCCAUGUAACGUUCUUUAUCUCUAAUUUGAUUCUUGUGGCACUACCACAUUAAUAAAAAUAAAUCGUAACGAAUACUGUUCAAGAAAACAAGUUUGCAUUCCUUUAAAAAUUUUCAUUUCUGCUUGGAAGGAUUUGGAUCUGAGAGUUGAUAUGAUAUAGUAUACGUGUGUGUGUACUACCACUCUAGCUUUCACUAUUGAUGAGAAAAAAAUGGUUUUCUCUGACUGAAUAUUAAGAAGGCUUGAUUAUCAUUUCUUCUGUGGUCAUGGAAAAUUAUAGACCUUCAAAGAGAAAAAUUAAGAAUCCAAAUAUAUGUGUAAAAAAGAAAGCCAUGUUCAGUCUGAAACAAGUAGAUUGUGAUUCUAACAUUUCAUUUUUAAACACCAUGGUGAGCAAUACUCCAGGAAGCUCAUAUUCUGUGAAACAUACUCAAAACUUUGUAAAGACUUUUGGAAGAAAUAAUUCAGAUAUUGGGUGUAAGCCCACUGAGCACGUUAGAAGGAAAGAUGAUGCUGACAAGUCUAGAUGCCUCAAGAUAAUAGAUUUGCCAUCUAAAAUUAUGGAGCGUAUUUUGAGAUAUCUUCCCUUUGACAACAUAGCAAAACUUCGAUUAGUUUCAAAAUAUUUCAAUAAAGUUUGCUCUAUGAUGUUAAGUUCUGAAUUUUUUCGUUUGCGAGCUUUCAUGUUCCACAGGCUUCAAACUAUAAAAGCACAAAUGCCAAGAAGAGAAUCAGCUCGGCGAAAACAUCCAUUGGCAAGAGAAAAUGAAAUCAUUGAAGCAUUGCAUGCAAGAUUGUCCUUACUGCAUAUGACAUUUGGCAAUCAUAUUGAAAAAAAUCAUUGUUGUUUUUUCCCUGGAGAAAUUAUUGAUGAAGUCUAUAGAAUAUUAAAGUUUAUAAGAAAUACUUCCAACUUAAAUGAAGUAUAUAACAUAACUGAUGAGCUUUUUGACUUAUCUACUAUGGCUAUGGAAUACUUCAAAGAGCACAUUGAGCCUGCGUUACCAGGAAUUAAAUAUUUUGUAACUGACCUUCUUGAGUGUCCCUCUGUAAAUAUAUUAUCAAGAACUUCCUCAGCUAAAGCACUGAUUGCAAAAUCAAGUGCUUGCAAAGUACCUGUUCAUCAAAAGAGUAAUUCUUUUUCAACAUUGAAAGAGCAUAUGAUUAGUACAUAUAAGCUUGCUAAAAGGUAAAAACUGUGAAAAAAAAUUGAUUUCUGUCAUUUAUUAUGUUAAUACAUUGAUAUUUCAUUUAUUCCACAUCAUCAGUUACCAUUUGUAUAUCAUUUGAUCAUCAGUUAUGUUUGCUUUAAAACAGACAGUAAAUACUGUUGCAUGCAUACGGAUUUAUAAUGGAUUGAAUGCACAGAGAACUAGCACAUAU